Molecule: messenger RNA, 2568 nt
Organism: Equus caballus (horse)
Lineage: Eukaryota; Metazoa; Chordata; Mammalia; Perissodactyla; Equidae
Source: RefSeq, a predicted model, not a curated record
GCGGGGGCGGCCGUGGCUGCCAUGGGAACCGUGCUGCCUCUACUCGGCUACCGCUCGCUGGGCGGCGGUACCAAGCUGCUCCUUUAGGCAGCUCUGGGUCGCUUAGCGGCCGAGGAGGCGUUAUCUCUUUCCCCUGCAGGGCUGCGGAUACCUCAAGGCGGCAUCCACGGCUGUCCACACCAGAGAAUCCGCUGCCCUCCAGCAGAGCACAGGCCAUCAAAGACGAAUCCGAACUUGAAUUCUCUGUGGCUGAUUGCAGAGCUGGUAGGCCGACGGUUUCCCCAAGAAAAUGUAAUGGAGGAUUCACUUUGGCUUGUAUUCAGAAGUCCCUUCUGAGAUGCAAGGAAGGAAGAGCCCGCGAACAUUGCUCUGGGGAUUCUUCCUGCACAUUAAUUAGGCUUUUCUAAAAAGCCUGAACAUCUUGUUAUAUUCAUAUAGAGCGUCAUCGUGUGUCAUGGCUAGCAUCAUUUCACCUGCGGGUAAUAGCCAGUGACAGAACACACGCUUGCCGCCUUGGGCCCAUUCCAUGUUGAGGUCCCUGGGGAGGAGUCUUGGUCCUUUAAGGGUCAACACGGCAGAAAGAAACAUGAAGUUGUUCUCCGGGAGGGUGCUGCCAGUCCAAGGGGAAGAAACCUUGGAAAACUGGGGAUAAGUCAAUGGGGUCCUGCCAGAUUGGAAUAUGUCUGAGGAGGAAAAGCUCAAAUACUUGAUAAAAACCCUUAGGGGCCCCGCCCAGGAGGUCAUGCGUUUGCUCCAGGCGGCCAACCCCAACCUAAGUGUGGCAGAUAUCUUGCACGUGAUGAAAUUGAUAUUUGGGGGGGGGGGGUCUGAAAGCAGUGUCACUGCCCAUGGUAAAUUUUUUAACACUCUGCAGGCACAAGGGGAGAAAGCCUCCCUUUAUGUGAUCCAUUUAGAAGUGCAGCUCCAGAAUGCUGUUCAGGCAGGGAUCAUAGCUCAGAAAGAUUCGAGCCAGACUCACCUGCACCAGCUCCUUUUAGGAACUGAGCUGAAUGGGGACCUGCACUUCAGGCUGAAGCAUCUUCUCAGGAUGUAUGCAGGUGAUCAGGAGCAUCUUCCUAAUUUCCUGGAGUUAAUCAAGAUGAUAAGAGAAGAGGAUUGGGAUGACACUUUUAUGAAAAUGAGGUGGCCCAAAAGAUCUGAGCUAAUCAGAAAGAGGGCAGCAAGCCCUGUGGCAUUUCAGGGCCUUCCACUAAUAGUGAUCAGCAGUGCUGACUGCAAAGUGAUAGAGAUAGAUGAUACCCUUGAUGACUCAGAUGAGGGUGUGAUCCGGUCUCAGGACCCUCCACUUACAUCCAUGGGUGCCCCUCUCCUCAGAGGCAGGGCCAGACCUCAGGAUCAAAUUCUGGUCAUUGAUUCCCCCGACAGUUCCCAGGCUCAAGCUCCUUGCACCAGCGAUGGUUCUGGGUCUAAGAAUGAUGGUCCCGAGGAUAUACAUAGAGCCAGGAAGCGAAAAUACAUGAUCCGCUGUUCAUAUCGUGGCGAAGAGGGCCACUCAAAGGAAACCGGUGACAAUGAGAGCAACAAGGCCGGGGUGUUUGAGAAUCUGAUCAUCGCCCUGUAGGAGCUGACGCAUAUGAAGGAGGAGGGGUCAAGAGAGGUCCCUGGUGAACACAAUGACCCCUCUGAGCCACAGUAAGGUGCUAGACCCAGGCCUAAGUGAACCCUUAACUGUAUUCAGAAACUGGUGAUGGGAAAAACUGGCGGGGGGCGGUGACAGUAACUAAUCCACAAAGUGGCUCUCUUUGGGGAAGAAGAGGUCAGGGAUACCAGCAACUUGGAGGGGAUGGCCUGACCUGUCCCUGCUCCCUCCUCCAUCCACCUGAGGGUCUAUUCUCUGUAUGUGUCUAUUUCCUUGAUGAAUUUAAACCUUCAAACAGGAAGGAAAAUACAAAAACGAAAGUACAAAUUACCUGAAACUCUCCUCUUGUGUAUAACCAUUGUCAGCCCUUUGAUGAAUGUCCUUCUAGAUAUUUCCCUAUACCUGUGGAUACAGAUAGAUAUAUGUAUAGAUAAAAGUGACCAAAUAUAACUGCUGUUCUAUACUGUGUAUUUCGUCACCAAACAAUAUAUCUUGUGGACUUCUAUGUCAAUGAACGUAUAUAAGUAUUAAGUUUAAUGUCUCUGUGUGUGAUAUUACUUUUAGGAAUAUAGAGGAAAAAUAAAUAAGAGAACUAAAUAUAAAAGCUAUAAUAGGAGGAGAUCAUACUGCAAAAUGGAGUUUUUAUCCACUUCAUUUACAGAUGAGGAAAAUGGAAGCUGAAAUAGGCUGAAUAUCUCCCAAAGAGCCCCUUAUCACAACUGACCUGUCUCCUCCAUAACAGAGUCAAGUCUGCACCUGCUAUUGCCUGGGCUGCAAUAGAGCACAAGAAAAAAGACAAGGCACAAGAAAACUUUUGAGGGCGACAGAUAUGUUUCUUAUUUUGCUUGUGGUGAUGGUUUCACAGUGGUAUGCGUGUGUCAAAUGUUAUACAUUUAUUUAAUAUACUUUAAAUAUGUGCAGUUUAUGUCAAUUAUAUCAUAAUAAAGCUGUUGAAAAAUUUUUUAAAA